UAUCCAAAAGCCGCCUUUUUCUUUUUGAUGUUCGUCAUCCUCCCAGCUAGCUACUGCUGUAGUGUAGUGUGCACAGUAGAAGCCAAGAGCAGACCAGAGAAAGCUGUGAAUGGCGCAUGUGCUCGCUCUUCGUGCAAUACAACCCGUCGAGACAAGAAAACCUUUGGCUGAGCGACUGAGAAAAGCCCGUAAACCCAACACAUCCAUUUCUGCUCCUAAAAGAGGUCCUCUUGGUCCAUUACAAAAGACCCAGAAGUUGAAUUUGGAGGUUUCUCCUCAUAGAGCUGUUUCUGCUGUGAGGUUGAUGAGAAUUGAGCUGGGUGGUGCAUUUGCUGACCUUCUGAAUGAGAAAGGAAAAGGUUCUGGUAGCAAUGAAAUGGGAUAUGUAGAAAGAACUCUUGGGUUUCGAACACGUGAUUUAGAUGAUCGGGGUCUUAGAUUGGUUACAGAUAUUGUUGGAGGAACCAUUAGAUGGAGGAGAUAUCUUGAUCAUUUAAUCUGUUCACUCUGCCAUGAAGAAAGCACAUUCAGAAGCUUGGAGCCUCUUCUUCUACAGAUUCUUCGCAUUGGUUUCUACGAGAUUGUAAAGCUUGAUAUGCCACCAUAUGCUGUUGUAGAUGAGAAUGUCAGACUUGCAAAGGUUGCCCUUAGACCUGGUGCUGGUAACAUGGUUAAUGGGAUACUUCGGAAACUAGUGUUGCUUAAGGAAAAUGACGCCCUUCCUCUACCUAAAGUGGAAGGUGAUGAUCGAGAACAAGCACGUGCUCUUGCAACUCUUUAUUCUCAUCCUGUAUGGAUGGUACGGCGUUGGACAAAGUAUUUUGGGAGUGAAGAAGCUAUCAAAUUGAUGAUGUGGAACAACAGUAAUCCCAGUUUCAGUUUGAGGGCAAACAUUGGGAAAGGUGUUUCAAGGUCCGACCUUGUGUUGCAGCUAAAUUCGUUAAAGGUUCCAUAUGAGCUUUCAUUGAAUUUGGAGGAUUUUGUACGCAUCAAAACUGGCUUGCAGAUUGUUAUGCAAGCUGGAUUACUGCGAGAAGGUCUGUGUUCUGUCCAGGAUGAGAGUGCAGGUAUGAUAGUUUCUGUUGUGGAUCCUCGGCCUGGUGAGAGCAUUGUUGAUGGUUGUGCUGCUCCUGGAGGAAAGACACUUUAUAUGGCAUCCCGUUUGAGUCGAAAGGGUAAUUUGUAUGCAAUUGACAUAAACAAAGGGCGGUUAAGAAUCCUUAGAGAGACAGCAAAGUUGCAUCAAGUUGAUGAUGUUAUUACCGCCAUUAACGCUGACCUUCGUGCCUUUGCUGAUGCUAAUCAGGUGAAGUAUGAUAAGGUUUUGCUGGAUGCUCCGUGUUCGGGACUUGGGGUUCUCUCCAAGAGGGCAGAUUUGCGCUGGAAUAGGAGAUUGGAGGACUUAGAACAACUCAAGAACUUGCAGGAUGAGCUCCUUGAUUCAGCUUCCAUGUUGGUGAAACCUGGUGGGGUUUUAAUAUAUAGUACCUGCUCCAUAGAUCCCGAAGAAAAUGAAGAGCGGGUGUAUGCAUUUCUUCUCAGGCAUCCUGAGUUUUGCAUUGAUCCUGUUGAUAGAUAUGUACCAUCUGAGUUUGUGACAAAGCAAGGUUUCUAUUCCUCUAACCCAGUAAAACAUUCACUAGAUGGGGCCUUUGCUGCUCGCUUAAUAAGGGAGAUAUGACUAGAUGAAUUUUGGCUCUUUCUGUCAGCCAGUUCAGUCAUCUUCUGAAAUCAUGCAUACACCAUUUGCAUUUUUGGAUGCACAUGCCAUGUCCUUAGUUUGAUAAGCUUUUCGGGGACUUCAAGUACUGCUGUUACCGCAAUGCAGGACUUUUUUUUUUAAAAAAAUUUCUGGAGCCGAGAACAUAGAAAGCCAUCUUUGUGGCUAGUUGGCAUGCAGAUUGCAGCAGCAAUUUUCAAGAAAUGCUUGAAAUUACGCGAGUCACAUGGUUUUGAUAUUAUCGGAUCAACUCUCAGCAUAAUCUAAA
Molecule: messenger RNA, 1988 nt
Organism: Carica papaya (papaya)
Lineage: Eukaryota; Viridiplantae; Streptophyta; Magnoliopsida; Brassicales; Caricaceae
Product: NOL1/NOP2/sun family protein / antitermination NusB domain-containing protein
Biological process (GO): RNA methylation; regulation of DNA-templated transcription
Molecular function (GO): RNA binding; RNA methyltransferase activity
Source: RefSeq, a predicted model, not a curated record